AUGAAGCGCUUGCUGAACGCCAUGCGCCAGGUCUCCGACCCGGCAGAGCCGCAGGCAGACGUGAUGGAGGAGGAGAGGGACCCGCAAGGCAAGGAGGAGCCCAAGGAGGUCGAUGGCAACACGUGGCGCGUCGAGGCGCUGCAGGAAGUGGAUCCCUACCAGCACGGCGCGUACGCGUGCGCCGCCACCACCGCCUGCCAGCCCGCCGGCGCCGCCCGCCGCCUCCUGGGCAGCCUGGUGGGUGCGCGCGGCGGCGGCGGCGCCCCGCAGGCGGCGGCCAAGUGCGGCGCCAUGCCGCCGGCGCCGCCCAGGAUGAUGCCGGCACCCUGCGCGGCGCCCUGCGCCGCCAUGGCCCCUGGCGGCGCGGCCUUUGCCGCAGAGGGCUGCGCCAUCGGAUUCAAGACCGGCGGCGCCCAGGAUGCCGCCAACUUUCGGGAGAACAUUGCCGCGGGGCACCUCCCUCUCCCCAGCGACGUCACUUACGAGGGCCUGAUCAAAGACUAUUAUUUCGACACCUCCCCCACGCCCCCAGACGGCUGGGUGGAUGCCGGCGGCGAGGCGCCGCCGCCACCUCGCCCCACCGAGCUCUUCGCCCCCACCUACUCCCUGGCCCUCGCACCAGACCCGCUACUGGUGGCCGCCGCCGCGGCCGACGACGACCGCCUGACCGCGGCCGGCGCCGACUCCCCGCUCCCCUCGCCCUCCCCUCGCCUCGCCGACCCUGCACCCCGGCAGGGCGCCGGGGACGGGCCGGCGGGCGAGCAUGCUCAGCAGUCCCAGCAGCAGGCGCAGCAGCAGGACCAGCAGCAGGACCAGCAGCAGGCCCAGCAGGCCCAGCAGGCACAGCAGGACGUCUUCCUGGCUGUGGGCCUCGACUCCGGCCUCACCGACUUCCGCCGCCCCCGCCUCAACCUCUGCCUGCUGCUGGAUGUGUCGGGAUCUAUGGACUGCGCCUUUGACAGGCACUACUACGAUGCCGCCACGGGGCGCCAGGCCACGCUGCAGGGAGAGGAGGCGCGGCGCACCAAGCUGGACGUCGCUAAGGAGGUGAUCAAGGGCGUGCUGGAGCGCCUGUCGCCCGACGACUGCGUCGCCAUCUCGCUCUUCUCCGACGCCGCCGCCACCCCCAAGCGCAUGGGGCGCUGGGGCGACGCCGACGCGGCAGGGAUCCAGGCGGGCAUCGACAGCCUGCGCACCGCGGGGCUGGAUGAGGGCAUGGCGCAGCUGCGACGCUGGGGUGGCUUCGUGGAUGGCGACCCGCUUGCCACAGAGAACCGGCUCAUCGUGCUGACAGACGCUGAGGCCAACUGUGGCGACGUGUCCGAGACGGGGCUGCUGGCGCGUCUCAAGGCCGCCGCCGCAGACCGGCUGUACGCCACCAUCGUGGGCGUGGGCCUGGACUUCCAGACGCAGCUGGUGGAGGGCAUCAUGCGGGUGCGAGGCGCCUCCUACUUCUCAGUCCACUCCCCGGGCGAGUUCAAGCGGCGGCUGGGCGAGGAGUUCGAUUUCAUGGUGGCGCCGCUGGUGUUCGACCUGGAGCUCAGGGUGGACCCCGCCAGCCUGGCACCAGCUCAUCAGGGCGCAGGCGGCGGCGGCGGCGUCACCGGCGCGGCUGCGGCCGGCGAGCCGGCGCCUGGCGCAGGGCCGGGGUCCCCCGGAGCCGGCUCAGGCGGGUGGAAGGUAGUGCACGUGUACGGCAGCCCGGACUCGGAGGAGCGGCGGCUGUCGGGCGGCGGCAGCAUCAUGCGGGUCAGCACGCUCUUCCCGUCCGCCAAGAGCGAGGAGGGCAUCAAGGGCGGUGUGGUGCUGCUGCGCAUGCGGCCGCCGCCGGGCACCGACGCGCGCACCGCGCCGCCGCUGCGCCUCAGCGCGCGCUACGCAGACAGGCGGCUGCUGGCGGCGGCGGCCGCCGCCGAGCGCGGCCCCGGCGGCGGCGCCGCCGCCGCCUCUUACUUCCAUUCAAGCGGCGUGCGCAAGGCGGUGGCGCUGGCGCGGCUGGUGGAUGCCCUGCAGUGCUGGCUGGUGGAUGAGUGGGCGGCUGUCAAGUCCCCCCGGCCGCCCGGCAACGACGGCUGGAAUGCGGGGGCCGGCCCGCGGCGCCUGCGCCCGGGCUGCCCGCUGCUGCCUCCCGAUGGGCUGGCGCGCAAGGAGGCUGCGGGCGAGCCGGAGCGCCCCACCAUGCCGGCGUGGAUGCAGCUGGGCCAGUGGGAGCGCCAGUCGCAGGCGCUGCGGGUGGGCCCCGAGGCCCGCGCCGCGCUGUGCCAGCUGCUGUCUUUCUUCCGGGCCGAGGUGGCGGCGCUGGGAGAUAGCGACAUGCAGCAGGAGGUGGAGCUGCUGCAGAAGCUGGUGGCCGCCUGA
Messenger RNA from Chlorella variabilis, 2358 nucleotides. RefSeq lists its product as hypothetical. Lineage: Eukaryota; Viridiplantae; Chlorophyta; Trebouxiophyceae; Chlorellales; Chlorellaceae. Bases 1 to 2358 code for a protein of 785 amino acids. The record is from RefSeq and is a predicted model, not a curated record. The transcript is spliced from 15 exons.